CGCAGUUGUUAUUUUGCACGUACGGCAUAUACUUGUUUUUGGUGUAUUAUUGGAUUUUUACCGUUGUCAAUCAAAAUUUUUAGUGUUGAAAAUUUUAGAUAUUUUUUUUGCAAAUUUCUUGUUAAAAAUACAUUAUACCAAAAUUUCAAGUGAUUUUUUCGUAAAAUAGUUAAGAGAGUCAUUGUAACUUUGCAGAACAUAACAUAAAUUUUUUUUUGUUUUCACAAUGCUCAUGAAAAUCCCAUCAAGUGAUUGGUCCGAUCAAUUCGAACACUAUGUCAUAGAAGAGGAAUCAGACAACGAUUUGGAUGACUUAGAGCCAGAUUUUUCCGAAUAUUUGUGGAUGGAAAACGAAGAGGAAUUCGAUAAAACUGAAUUACAACGCUUAGAAGAUGAAGAACUUAUGAAAGAAUGUAUAGACGCCAUGCUCGAUGAUGAGCUAGAAGAAGAAAUCAAUGAAUGGGAAAAGUUGAAAAACGAAGAAUUAAGUGCAGCUCUAUCUUCGUUGGCCGUCAGUGAAUGUAAUGUAUCCAAUUCAUUGUUAAAUCCCCUGGCAGCUGAGUUUAUACCACAAAGCCAUUUAAUAAUUGAUCUGGGAUCAUCAUAAACGACACAAGAAUUUGAACUCUUAGGAAUAGCAGCGGAACAAGAUGGAAACGUAACUUGAACAUUAUUUCUUAAAUGUGGUGAAACGACGAUCUCCUCAUUCAACGUUCACUAUUUUGAGGUCUACGAACUAUAACUACUACCCAUACACACAUUAAACGGGAUAAAAAGAACUAAAAACCAAACCAAAAAAAGAAAAAAAACUUAUACGAAAUCAUAUACUUCCUGUUGCCAUGCAACUGAUGAUGGUAUUAGAAAAAAAAUAACACAAGUUUUCCAGCAAUUUAUUAGACAUUUUUGCAACUAAAAUGUUUGAUAUUUGUUUGAAAUGCUCUCUUUACUGUAAUACUACUAAUAAAACACGACAACAAUGUAAGACUUAAAAAAAGAAAAAUCAAAAAAAAAAAUAAUUUGCGCAAAAAAAACUCAAAACAAAUUAAAAAAAAAAACAUAAAAUAUUUACAAAAAUCCUACAAAAAAAGUUUAAAACUUAAACAAAAAUGAAUUACAAUAUUUUUUACGCUUCCUUUUGAGUUUGAAAGCCAACGACUGCCUUUGGUUUUAGUUUAUUAUGUUCAGAAAUUACCAUAUGUGAAUUUGUUGUAACAUUACUGCUGUCAUCAUGAAAUAGUAGAGGCAUUAACUUGAAACUCAUUUUUAAGAGAUUUUUUCGUUUAAGCUACACUUAAAAAUAAUGAAAAUAAUUUAUUUUCAAUUGUGAUAUUUUGUAUACAACAUACAUAAGUUUAGAAAGAUUCAUCAUACAAAGAACUUGAAGUUUGUUUUAAACUUCUGCUCAAAAUUGUUGUGUAAAAAUCGUAAGCUUCUUUUAAAAUGUAAACAUAUGGAAAUUUAAAACUUUUUAUGUUUGUGGCAGUGAUAGUUGUUAACAUUUUUAUAUGGUCCCCUAAGCUAAUUUUUUAUUCUCAAUCACUUUUUCAUUCCUUUUUUCUGUUAAACAUAAUUUUAUAUACUCUCUGUUAUUAUAUUUUUUAAUUGUUAUUUUGUGUAAUUUUUUAAGUUCAUUAUUUUGUUUAAUAUCUUUGAUUUACAUUUAAAUAAUUCCAUAUGUCCUCCAAUCCUCUCCCCAAUACUAGAGUUAAACAAAACAUGUAAAAUUAUUUGUAAUUACAAAAAAAAAAGCAGCAAAGUAUACUAAAUUAAACUGUUAGUUCUAGCUUUAGAUUUUUCUCAUAAUUUUUGUUUAAUUU
Messenger RNA from Musca domestica (house fly), 1817 nucleotides. RefSeq names its product polyadenylate-binding protein-interacting protein 2B (gene Paip2). The coding region runs from base 227 to 607 and encodes 126 amino acids. The transcript is spliced from 3 exons. The record is from RefSeq and is a predicted model, not a curated record. Gene Ontology annotation, cellular component: cytoplasm. NCBI's taxonomy places the organism in Eukaryota, Metazoa, Arthropoda, Insecta, Diptera, Muscidae. Gene Ontology annotation, biological process: negative regulation of translational initiation. Gene Ontology annotation, molecular function: mRNA regulatory element binding translation repressor activity.